ACCGCUCAGGAUGAAGUCAGUAGUGCGCCCUCUGGUGGACGUGGACGCUGCUGCAAUGGCCGGAGUGGAGAGCUGGGUUCCGUCUCGGUGUCGGUCCAAAAUGGAGCAGCUGCAGGAGUUCGUCAGGGAGCGGCUGAGCGCCGCGGCGGAGGAGAUAUUCGGGGCGGUGGAGAGAACCUUCUUAGAGCUGGAGAAGGAGGCGCUGGGGUCCAUGGAAGCGGUCAGAACCGGAACCACCGAGCUGCUGCUGACGUCAGCAGAACCGCUGCCAGCUGGGAAGGAUGCAGCCUCUCCGGACCUCCGGGCGUCAGGGGAACCAGCCUCCACAGAACCAGAGCAGGUUCUGGUAAAGCCCAUCAAAGAUGAGUUUUGGGACGGUCCAGGAUUCUGGCCCGGUCCGGACCAGGCGACCCUGAUGGAGCAGUGGAACAGCGACUCCGUCUGUCUGAAGCCGGAGCAGAACCACAGCGUGGUGGAGGAGGGGACGGCUCACACCUCCGCUAGCCCGGAAGCAGAAUGUCUGGACCGGUCGGACUUCUGCCAGCCGGUGUCGUCUGAAGGCGAGCCGGAGGCCGAGGAAUGCGCUGUGGGGGCCCGGAAGAGGCGGGCCCAGCAGAACGUCACUGCGUUCCACUGCGGGACGUGCGGAGAGUCGUUCCUCCGCAGGAGCUCCAUGGUAAUACACGCCAAGUCCCACGCUACGCCGUUUUCCCCGCUCUGUCCCUCGGAGCGUGCGGCGCCGGCGCCCACGGUGGACAACCUGUGCCACGUCUGCGGGAAGACCUUCACCACGGCCACCCAUCUCAAACGGCACAUGCUGAUCCACACGGGCCAGAGGCCGCACCGCUGCAAGGAGUGCGGGAAGACGUUCGCACGCGGCGAGUGUCUGAGGAUCCACAUGAGAAUCCACACGGUGGAGAGGCCGUACGCCUGCCAGCGCUGCCCCAAGAGCUUCAGGCAGAGGAGCAACCUGGUCACCCACAUGAGGAUGCACACGGGGGAGAAACCCUACCUCUGCAGCAUCUGCUCCCAGCCCUUCACCUACAAGAAGGACCUGAACAAACACACUCAGAGCCACAGCCUCAGCCCGGCGCCACUCUAA
Messenger RNA from Cyprinodon tularosa, 1102 nucleotides. RefSeq names its product zinc finger protein 41-like. The transcript is spliced from 2 exons. Gene Ontology annotation, molecular function: RNA polymerase II cis-regulatory region sequence-specific DNA binding; DNA-binding transcription factor activity. NCBI's taxonomy places the organism in Eukaryota, Metazoa, Chordata, Actinopteri, Cyprinodontiformes, Cyprinodontidae. Bases 11 to 1102 code for a protein of 363 amino acids. The record is from RefSeq and is a predicted model, not a curated record. Gene Ontology annotation, biological process: regulation of transcription by RNA polymerase II.